Necator americanus (New World hookworm) is the source of this 1305-nucleotide messenger RNA. RefSeq lists its product as uncharacterized. The record is from RefSeq and is a predicted model, not a curated record. Gene Ontology annotation, biological process: protein refolding; response to heat; IRE1-mediated unfolded protein response. Gene Ontology annotation, cellular component: nucleus; cytoplasm. The transcript is spliced from 6 exons. Bases 1 to 1305 code for a protein of 434 amino acids. Lineage: Eukaryota; Metazoa; Nematoda; Chromadorea; Rhabditida; Ancylostomatidae.
AUGACUGCUCUCCGGAACCCAAAGGGAACAGCCAUUGCAUCGAGAAGGGGGAUGGAGAAAAUCAUCUAUGACUUCUACUCUGAUCUCUUCGACAGCCAUGUCCACUUGCCUCCUCACCAUCUGAGGGAAGAUGGACAAGUCAUUCCAGAGGUUCUCCCGUCCGAAAUACGACAUGCUAUCAUGUCGAAACUCAUCGAGGUAUCACGAGAGUACAAGAUGCCACCCUGUCUCACCUUCAUUGACUUGAAGAAGGCCUUCGACUCAGUUGAGACGGAAGCGGUCGUGGAAGCCUUGGACAACCAAGGCGUCCCUACUCAGUAUAUAAAGAACAUCAUCAUUGACGUGAAGAGGGGGGUCCGACAGGGUGAUACAAUUUCACCCAAAAUAUUCACAGCCACCCUCGAGAACGCAAUGCGAAAGUUGGAAUGGGACGACAUGGGAGUGAAGGUUGAUGGCCGGCAGCUACACCAUUUGCGCUUUGCUGAUGACAUCGUACUGGUAACACCUAGCAUCAGCCAAGCGGAACGAAUGCUGACCGAAUUCGACGAAACAUGUGGAUGCAUCGGUCGACGAAACAUGUGGAUGCAGCUGAAUCUACAAAAGACGAUGUUCAUGCGGAACGGAUGGGUCUCGGAUGCCCCAUUCACGCUCAACGGAACGAACAUAUCCGAGUGCACCAGCUACGUUUAUCUGGGUCGGGAACUGAACAUGAUGAACGACUUGACUUCCGAGCUGGGCAGGAGGAGACGAGCGGCUUGGGGAGCGUACAAGAGCAUCGAGGAUGUAGUGAAGAAGACCAGGAACACCCGACUCCGUGCUCACCUCUUCAACACCACCAUACUUCCUGCUUCGGAAACCUGGGCAUUUCGCAAGAGGAAGAAAACGCGUCUUGUUGAUGAUUUUCUGGAUGAUCUCGACAUCAUCGAGAGGGCUCUGAGGCCGCCACAAACGUCUAGGGCUUCUCGCCGAAAGGAAGACUCUGCUGGAUGCUUGGAUAAGGUUGUGGAUGAUGAGUCAAAAUUAGCAAUUUCUUUGAAUGUCGCAAAUUUCAAGCCGGAAGAGCUAAAGGUGGACUUGGAUGGAAGAAUCCUUAAAAUCGAAGGAAAGCAGGAAGUGAAGGAGGAGAACGGAUACUCACUGAGAACCUUCGUUCGCCAAUGGGCUCUACCUGAUAACGUGGAUGUGGAGCAAAUCAAACCUUCCAUGACCGAAGACGGCCACCUUCGCAUCGAAGCUCCUAAACUCGCUAAACCAUCCAUCACCAGCAGAAGCAUCCCGAUAGAGAAGAAUGCACCUGAGAAGUGA